CGCUCGGGUUGAGUUCCCUACAUUUGUGCAAAGAUCCUAUAGCAAUCUGUGCAUUUGUGUGUCCAAAGCCGACAGACGAAAUGCCUGACGCACCGAAAGUGAAAGUGGCCAAGAAGGGCGCCAAGAAAGCCGUGUCCAAACCUGCAGGCAAAGCGGGUAAGAAGCGCAGGAGGUCGAGGAAGGAGAGUUACGGCAUCUACAUCUACAAAGUGAUGAAGCAGGUUCACCCCGACACCGGCAUCUCCUCCAAGGCCAUGAGCAUCAUGAACUCGUUCGUCAAUGAUAUUUUCGAGCGCAUCGCGGGUGAGGCUUCCCGCUUGGCUCAUUACAACAAGCGAUCGACCAUCAGCUCCCGGGAGAUCCAGACCGCCGUGCGCCUGCUGCUGCCCGGGGAGCUGGCCAAGCACGCCGUGUCGGAAGGGACAAAGGCGGUGACCAAGUAUACCAGUUCGAAGUAAAGAUUCUCAAUCCUGAUGAACCGAAAUUCCAAAGGCUCUUUUAAGAGCCACCCACAAUCUCACUGAAAGAGUUGUAGCUUUAUUUCGACAUCGAAUUGUUGCAGAAUUGUAUGGGGACUUUUGGAAACACAGGUACAAUAUGUUGAAUUGUGAUUAUGUUUAUCAAACUGCGGCCCGAUUGUUCCCUGAAUGCCGCUUUUCCUGAGAUCACAACAGGUUCAGUCACAGAAUCACUUGACGCCGUAAUCUCGCAUCCGAAUUCGCUUUAUGAACUGACCCGACAUAAUUUAACGCUGUGUUAUUUACACAGAAACCCGCCCGCUGUUAUAAUCCGUGAGACGCAUUUGCUCCGUUCGAUUACCAGUUAAUGGAGAUAGAAGAUUAAAUUGACGAGCGAAAUGGGGUACGCAAAAUCUGAGUUCUCGAAAAAC
Messenger RNA from Leucoraja erinaceus (little skate), 889 nucleotides. Its product is annotated as late histone H2B.L4. The record is from RefSeq and is a predicted model, not a curated record. Bases 81 to 458 code for a protein of 125 amino acids. The transcript has a single exon. Gene Ontology annotation, molecular function: structural constituent of chromatin; DNA binding; protein heterodimerization activity. Lineage: Eukaryota; Metazoa; Chordata; Chondrichthyes; Rajiformes; Rajidae. Gene Ontology annotation, cellular component: nucleosome.